Molecule: messenger RNA, 615 nt
Organism: Closterium sp. Naga37s-1
Lineage: Eukaryota; Viridiplantae; Streptophyta; Zygnematophyceae; Desmidiales; Closteriaceae
Source: the annotation of a GenBank genome assembly
AUGGAGGCGGAGUACCGUGACACGCUGCGCAACAACGGGACAAGCGGGCGGAAACCGAAGAGAAAGAAGCCCUGGUUUGAGUACGUAUACCUGCUCAAACGCAUCCCUGCAAAUGUCAAACCUCACGUGGUCGAAGGCGGAGGAGCUGGUGAAACCCACGUCGACCCGCAAGCCCCGCUUCAGCUUGACGCCGAUAUGCCCGAGGGAGGUACCACAACCCCUGUGACCCGUGGUCUGCAACGUGCACCUCGUCGCGCGGUCGCCAUUGAUGCCACGCCCAGCCCCGUUCUGGCAAGGCGUUCACGCGUGAACGAGACGACGACCAUGGCGGCCGCCAAGGUGAUUUCCGACACGCUGAAUGCGUGCAACGGGCAAGCCAUGGGGCAGCUGAGCGACGCCGUGCAGCUGCUCAUCGCCGCGAUACACAUGGCGGCGGCGAUGUGGCGACCCCCUCCAGCACCGCCUCUACCGGCGACGGUACCUGCACCUGCACAACCACCUGCCAUUGCCAACGACGCGGACAACUUGGUGAAUGCGGCAUUGGUUGAGAGGGAGCUGGCAGAUGCGCCCGAAGAAGAUGAGGGGGCGUCGCCGGAUGACAUGCAUUCUCGCUAG